Messenger RNA from Suillus discolor, 731 nucleotides. RefSeq lists its product as uncharacterized. NCBI's taxonomy places the organism in Eukaryota, Fungi, Basidiomycota, Agaricomycetes, Boletales, Suillaceae. The coding region runs from base 381 to 731 and encodes 116 amino acids. The transcript is spliced from 4 exons. The record is from RefSeq and is a predicted model, not a curated record. Gene Ontology annotation, molecular function: ATP binding.
CGCAACAUUCAUAACGUCUUAUCAAUAUCAGUUCCGUGCCUUCUCCCACAACAUGUUAUCUGACAGCAGCACCAGGAUAGCCUAUCCAUGUCAACGACGGUAAUAACCAAGCAGUGCGAACUUUGCAGCCUUCUCGUCUCGGUUGCUUUAAUCAAUAUUGCACCCUUACUACGUGCCUAUGCUGUAUAAACCUGACGCCCACUGCAAAUGAGGCUAUGGGUCCUGUGAGUCGCUUCUGUCCUGUUGACUUUGCACGGUGUUGAUGCCAUGUUGGCGGUCAAACUCGGCCGUUUUUUGGCUUGAGCAGUGCGCAUCAAACGAGCGUCAUUAGCAAUUUGUCGGAUGGUUUGAGAAACCGGGUGGUAUUCGCGCAGCUCGCAAUGGAACAUCCUUGUAUCCUGCUUCUUGAUGAGCUGACGAGCCAUUUGGAUAUGACUUCCAUCGAUGCACUUGCACUUGCAAUCAAGGACUUUGAAGGUGGCGUGGUGAUUGUGUCAAGCAACUUCCUUUUGAUCAGUCAAGUUGCUGAGGAGCUUUGGGAAGUCGCUGAUAAGACAAUUCACAAUCUAGCGAAGGACGAGAUCAGCAUUGUCGACUACAAGAGGAACCUUGUGAAGCACAGUACGGUUUCACCCCCCUCAUCUGAUCGUGUGCUAAUUGUCAUGCAGGUGAGGCCCAAUUGUAAAAGGCCAAGGCUCAUCAGCAAGAGCGCCACUAAAUGGAAGAGAUAG